AUGAAGAUUCCUUUUUUUUCUUGUUUUUCUUCAUUCACCAAAGAAAAAAACAACAAUAACGACUACCCAGAGGGACAGAUCCACAAUGGGAGCUUUCGUUUGUUCACUUACAACCAAUUGAAACUGGCUACGCGUAAUUUCCAUUCCUCGGAGAAGGUUGGAGAAGGUGGCUUUGGCUCUGUCUAUAAGGGGAGGCUUGUGGAUGGUUCUUUUGUGGCGGUGAAGGUGCUUUCUGUUGAGGUGGAAUCCAUGCGAGGAGAGAGGGAAUUUGUGGCAGAAUUGGCUACACUUGCGAACAUCAAGCACCAAAAUCUUGUAAGCCUGAAAGGGUGUUGUGUGGAAGGUGUUCACAGAUAUUUGGUCUAUAAUUACAUGGAAAACAAUAGCCUCUAUAGCACUUUCCUAGGUUCGGAAGAGAGAAGGAUGAGAUUCAAUUGGGAAACAAGGAGGGACAUAUCCAUAGGGGUGGCUCGGGGACUUGACUUUCUCCACGAGGAGCUUAAGCCUCAUAUUGUACACAGAGACAUCAAAGCCAAAAAUAUUCUCCUUGAUUGGAAUUUCACACCAAAGGUUUCAGAUUUCGGUUUGGCAAAGUUACUGAGAGACGAAGCUUCUCACAUCAGCACUCGGGUUGCAGGGACAUUGGGUUAUCUAGCUCCAGAAUAUGCCAAUUCUGGACAGGUUUCGCGAAAAUCAGAUGUUUAUAGCUUUGGAGUGUUGCUUAUACAAAUUGUCAGUGGCCUAGCAGUGGUGGAUGCUUAUGAAGACAUUGAACGUUUCAUAGUGGAGAAGGCGUGGGCAGCGUAUCAAUCUAACAAUUUAAUAAAACUGGUGGAUCCCAUGCUCAACAUGAAUUUUCCCGAGGAAGAGGCCCUGAAAUUCCUCAAGGUGGGGCUACUUUGCGUGCAAGAAACCGCGAAGCUUCGGCCACGAAUGGCAGAGGUUGUGGAGAAGUUGACCAACAAAACUAAUAUAAAAGAUGUCAUCAUUUCGAAACCAGGGUUCGUUGCUGAUCUCAGGAACAUCAGAAUCAAGAACCAAAACUCGCCCCAGGAAACAGGUUCAGCAGGAGCAACCUUCGCAAGCUCCAUUUGGAGUUUAGCCAAUCUUGCUCGUUAA
Sphenostylis stenocarpa is the source of this 1119-nucleotide messenger RNA. The record is from the annotation of a GenBank genome assembly. NCBI's taxonomy places the organism in Eukaryota, Viridiplantae, Streptophyta, Magnoliopsida, Fabales, Fabaceae.